AACAACAUGAACAAAAAACGUCAUUUUUUUCAAGAUCUUUGAUUUGAUCUUCAUCAUCAUCUAUGUGUGUGUGUGUUCGAAUGUUACAAUUAUUUGUCAAACAUAAUCUCAUCCAUGGUUUAUUUACACACACACACACGAUAUUUAGAUGAUAAGAACGUUCAUUGACAUUUUUUUCAUCAUGAUGAUUGUGAUUGAUAAUUUUGAACGUUGUAGCCGUUCUAUUUUUUUUUGUUUGUUUGAUUGACCAAAAUUAUUUGUUUACCUAUGAAGAUCGAGUGUGUAUUUUUGUGUUUAUGAUGUGAUAACAUGACCAUAGUAACCAAUGAAUGAAUAAAAAAAAUUGAUGGCUGUAUAUGAUCAUCAUCACCAUUGCCAUCGCCUUUUUUAUCCACUCCAGAAAUGGAAUUGCAGCUUCCUAUUAUUGUUGCUUUUGUUAACGGAAUUUGAUUUGAAAAAAAUUAUAACAAUGUGUGUGUGUCAGUGAUAUAAAAUUUUUUUUUUUUUUUGUAUCAACAGAUCAUCCUUUUCAAAUCUCAUUGCAAUAAAUGUGUCUGUAUCAUGAAAUCAUCCUUAUCAAUGAAAAUAAUGUCAUUAUAUAAGGAUAAUGUUUAUAAUUAUCAUCGCGAUGAUGGCCAUGAUCAUCGAAUUAUAAUUCCAUCAUUAUCAUCAUCAUUAGAUAAUAAUCAUAAAAAUUCAUCAAUAACCACAGACGAAAUGAAUUGCAGACAUCAAUCUACGAUAUGGUCUCAAUAUUUGACCUUAUUAAUCGAUUCAUUUAUGAAUCGACAUCCACUAUCAUAUAAACGGACUAAACAUUGUCAUCGAUCAAUGAUAGUGGAUAAUUUUUGUAGACAAUCAUUACAUUUAUCCAUAAUUUUUGCUACGAUAAUCAUUUGUUUGUUAUCAACGUUUGUUCGAGUGUCGUACAUUACCGAUGCUGCAAGAACCAGUGAAGAAUGUCGAUUUCCUGAACAUUGGUGGGGUAGUUGGUUCCAGAAAGGUGUCUCUGGAACGAUAACAAUAACAAUGAAUAACAUUUCACAUAAAGGUUUUUGUCGAAAAAAUCAUGGUGAUAAAUAUAUUAUCGAAAAUAAAACUGAUCGAUGUGUUCGAUGUUUGGUUAUUAGCGAAAGACAUGCCAAUAUUUUACAAUAUAAAGAAACGAGUUAUUGUUAUCCAUUAUCGGAAUAUUCAAAUGAAAUUUGUUUCGAAAUUAACGGUGAUGCUCCAUUGUAUUCAUUGUUCCGAGUAAAUACAUCUCCCAUCAAGUGUCCUUUCAGUGGUCCAUUCACGUUUUCCUAUUCGAAAGGUAUUAUGAAUGAAUGUCGAGAUCCACCAUCAACAAUUGAUGAAUGUACUGAUGACCGACAUUUGUUGUUCAAAUUUCGAGCUUGUAUCGACGUUAAAGGCUCUGAAAGUAAAGUGGAAGAACUUGAAUGUUUGGCCGAUUGGAAAGAAGGAUCAUAUCGAUAUCUGGUAGGAAAACUAUAUCAUCAACUUGCCACAACCGAUGAAGAUCGUUUUCGAUGUUUCGUAUUUGAACGUAACAAUUCUGAUUAUGUUGAAAGCUACAAUAUUGGCCAAUCUGGUGAUGCUAGCUGUGAAGGCCUAUUCUCACCACGUGAUGGUUCCCGUACAUUUAAAUUGCGUAAAUCUAAUUCCAUUCAAUCUAGUUGUGAAUUUCCUCCUUGGAUUACUGAAGUGAAACUUUGGACUACUUUGGAUAAUCGUCAUGUCCACGAUUUUACUGCCUUAAAUCAAUUUACUGUCGUUGACAUGAAACAAACGGUGUUUCAGCUAGCCAAAUGCAUUCGAGCUGAUGAUGUUUCAUUUCAAUAUCGCUUUAAUACUAGCCGAUUUAUCAUACAUACAACAGUGCAAUGUUCAAGUGGUUAUGCAUGUAUGAAUGCCUAUCAACGAGAAGAUCGUAUUACCGAAUUACAAAUUGGAAACAUUGUUUCUGAUAUAAAUGAAGCUUGUUCGCCAAAUAAUUUUAAUCUUCGUCCAACGAAUUUCAUUACAUUGACAACCAUGGAUCAGGAAACUCGUCCUUGUGAACUAAGUGGAAUCUUUUCAAUUCGUACACGAAUGCCAUACAGUUAUAAUCAAAAAGUUAUGGCCAAUUAUAGCCGACUAGUAUCGUUACUAGAUUCACGAUUCAUGUGCCAAGAAAAGGCUUUAAAAUUACGUUCAAAUUGUGAAGAACCGGAAUUGUUUCAAUUUAUCUGUACUACAGAUAAUCGAGUUAAAAAUUUUUAUUGCCGCGGUGGUUGGAAAGAGAAUAAUACCCAAUACUUUCUUGUAUCAUUGAUUGAUAAAUUCAAUUAUGAAUAUUGUAUAUCUUACAAUAUCGAUAAUCAAGAAAUUCGUUUAAUUCGUAAUAGUCAUUUUUGCUAUCGCAAUGAUCAAAUCUUCCAAAACUAUGACAAUACACAAAAUCCUUCAAGAUCAUUCCGUCCAUCGGUGGUCAUCGGUGAUCAAUAUCCAACCAACAAAUAUGCCUCAACCAAAUAUGAUGAUAGCAUUUCUUUCACUCUGAUCAAUGAAGGUUCCUGUCAGCGUUCGAGUUCGGUUUCAAUCAUCAAACAUAGCUGUCAAAAACAAUUUAUUUUAUCAUGGUUAUUCAUUACCAUUGUGGUCAGCUUUCGUUUAAAAUUAUGAUAACGAUGCUCAAACAAUCAAUCAUUCAAUCUGUCUUUGUCUUUCCAAUUCAAUUCAAAUUUUUCAUCGAAUCAUUGAUUCAAUGGAAUGCUUGGCCAAAUUCAUGCUGGACCAAAUAAUUGUUUUUUUUUUAUUUCAUCGUAUCAAUUCCUGUGGUUGUGAUAUUUUACUAAGACAAAUGUAUUUGUAUAUCUGGUUGCUGCCUAUUUUUUUUUGUCUAUGGAUAUGCCAUAAAUUCAUUCAUAGCCGAUAUAUAUAAAUAUGAAAUCUCAUCAAUUGUAGCGAGCAAAAAAAACAAAAAUCAAUAUGAGAUUUUUUUUACCUUUUUUUUCUAUUAGAAACAUUUUUGUAAAUAUUAUUUUUGCAAUUUUAUCUUUUGUAGAUAAUCAGCCUAAAUUUUUAUAGAAUUUAUCUUUAUCACACACAUACACAUAUUUACGUAAAUCGCCUCUGCCGGCAAUUCACUAGUCCAAUUUUUGUAUUUUUUUAUGUAUCCAUAUAGUAAACAUUGCGAAUGUGUGUGUGUGUGUGUGUGUGUGUGAUGGUAUUUAUAUCAAGAUCAAGAUCAAUCGAUUUAAAUAAUGUGUGAUUCGAAUGCUUUUAAAAGUAUUCUCUGUAUAUCAUCAUCAGAUCAUCAUGUAUGUUUUGUAAAUUUUUUUCAAUAACAUCAGGCCAUACAUCAAACUACAUAGGCCUUGUUUUUCAUGAUAAAUAAACAAAAAAAAAAAAUAAAUAAAUCAUUUUUUAAAAGGA
Messenger RNA from Dermatophagoides farinae (American house dust mite), 3417 nucleotides. The record is from RefSeq and is a predicted model, not a curated record. NCBI's taxonomy places the organism in Eukaryota, Metazoa, Arthropoda, Arachnida, Sarcoptiformes, Pyroglyphidae.